Magallana angulata is the source of this 782-nucleotide messenger RNA. Its product is annotated as collagen alpha-1(XIV) chain-like. The coding region runs from base 171 to 689 and encodes 172 amino acids. The transcript is spliced from 3 exons. NCBI's taxonomy places the organism in Eukaryota, Metazoa, Mollusca, Bivalvia, Ostreida, Ostreidae. The record is from RefSeq and is a predicted model, not a curated record.
AUAUUUUACAUCGUACGAGAAAAUGUACAUUGUAUGUUUCUUUUUCAUUUAAACAACGUUAAGGUUUUCAAAGAGAUAAGAGCAGUGUACCAGACCACUGGCCUGCAAAGGUGGACAUAUCAUUUGUUUUGGAUGCUUCUGAAAGCUUAAGUCUUGAUAAUUACGAAAAAAUGAAAGGUUUCGUGAAAAGGCUCCUUGAUGGAGCUGACAUUGACAAUGGAGAUGUUCGAGUAGGCAUUGUGUCAUACAGCACAAAAGCCAAUGUAGAAUUCAUGUUAAAUUCUUACAACACCAAAGCUGACGUGUUUGAUGCUGUGAAUUCAAUGUCUUGGAAGUAUGGAAGUACAAAUACAGCUGAUGGCCUUCGAGCAAUGCGUGAAGAGAUCUUUAGUGAAGAUAAUGGAGAUAGACACGGAGUUCCAAACACUUGCAUCCUUAUAACAGACGGUGUUUCCAACAUCAAUUCCAGGAGGACAAUCCCCGAAGCUGAGUAUGCAAAAGCAAGUGGUAUUCAUAUCUUUGCUAUUGGGAUCGGUCUCAAAGACCAAAGUGAGAUAAAUGAAAUGGUCAGCAAACCAGCAAGCACUAACGCUUUUGCAGUGAGAACAUUUGAUGAACUAGAGGAUCUAGAUGAAAAAGUCUUACUAAGAAUGAACUUUCUGGAGAAAGCUGAUACAACAGAGAAUUGAGAUGCGCCUUAAACUUUUGGGUUUUGUACACACAUCACAUUUCUGAUAAGAAUAAACUACAAAUAAGCAAGAUAAAAAAUAUUUCAUUUUAAU